Molecule: messenger RNA, 558 nt
Organism: Didymodactylos carnosus
Lineage: Eukaryota; Metazoa; Rotifera; Eurotatoria; Philodinida; Philodinidae
Source: the annotation of a GenBank genome assembly
AUGUAUUACGACAACCGUUGUCCGGCACUGAUUGAGUAUCGAAAAGCGUUGGUGUUUCAUUUAAUUGAAAAAAAUCUCCUACCUAAUCAAUGUCAAAUUCCACGAGUUUUUCGAUCGAGAAUGAAUCAAGUACAAUCAGUAGUCCAAUCUGUAUCUGCUGUUAAAAAUUUGCCCACAUUUCAAGCAAAUAAUAACACAAAUUCCAACCCAUCUGCUCCUAGAAGCCAGUACACAUCUGCUCUACCAGGUGCUGUUCCUCCCAUGAAUUAUGCUUCUGCAACAAGUAAUUUUGCGCUUUUGCCAUUACCUCUUGCUGCUGCUCCUGCUGUUCGUUCAGUUUCAUCCAAUUUUGUUUCACCUGACUCUUUUAAUAUGUUAUUGCAAAAACUAAACAAUUUACACAUAGAAAAUAGUAAACUACUAGUAUCAAUUAGUCAACAAAUAAAAACAAUGAAUAUGUCGGGCCAAUGUGUAGAAAGGAAACUGGAUCAAAUAACACAAGUAGUAAACAGUAUUAUUAUAAGUAGGCAUGCAACAGUACCAGUUCUUUACUGGUAA